GGAAUCACUUUUAACUUCCAUUUAAUACACUCCUCGUCAACUUUAGGGUUCUUCCCACUCCAAAAACGAUCGAUCUAUCUGAAUCAUCUCAUCUCCGUUUCAAUUGCUAGAGAAGAGAUGGGUCAGAUCCAGUACUCUGACAAAUACUUCGACGAUACUUUCGAGUACAGGCACGUCGUGCUUCCUCCUGACACCGCUAAGCUUCUCCCGAAGAAUCGUCUUCUCUCCGAAAAUGAGUGGCGUGCGAUAGGAGUGCAGCAGAGCCGUGGAUGGGUCCAUUACGCCAUUCAUCGUCCAGAGCCACACAUCAUGCUCUUCAGGAGGACUCUCAAUUACCAGCAGCAGCAGGAGAACCAUGCUCAAAACGUGCUCGCUAAGUGAUUCUGAGUUGUUGUGCUACAAAAACAUUGGCUGUUGUUACUUGUUAUGUUUCUUGUAAACAUUGUUUGUGAGCCACCUCUAAUAACUUUGUGUUCAUGUUAUCUUUGUUGGAGUUGGAGAAAAACUUGUGAGUGAUAAAACUGACUACUUUGAUGUUUUGCAUUGUUUGAUAUAAUCGUGUUUCUUCUUC
Molecule: messenger RNA, 571 nt
Organism: Brassica oleracea var. oleracea
Lineage: Eukaryota; Viridiplantae; Streptophyta; Magnoliopsida; Brassicales; Brassicaceae
Product: cyclin-dependent kinases regulatory subunit 1
Exons: 3
Coding region: 118-381 (87 amino acids)
Biological process (GO): regulation of mitotic cell cycle
Cellular component (GO): SCF ubiquitin ligase complex; cyclin-dependent protein kinase holoenzyme complex
Molecular function (GO): ubiquitin binding; histone binding; protein kinase binding
Source: RefSeq, a predicted model, not a curated record